GUACCAAAAUAACCUCAGGCACUUCAACUUAAUUCACCUUGCUGAACCCAGUACAAGAUUCCUAUCAAGUAAGUGGCAACUUGUUGAUUAGACUGAGAUGUUUGAUACAAAGGGUCAGUAUAGUUUUCGACCCGAUGAGAAGCAGGUAAGCUUUUGAGGUUGUGACGGCUGAUCUGGCGGGGAAGGGCAGUCAGUGCUCAGAGGGAAUUAUUCGGGUUAAAGGAAUUAAUUGCGUCAGUUCGUUAGAUGUGAGACUCAAGACGACUCGGAGUCUCCCAGGAUUCUUGUAAGCAUCAAAGAGGAAAGGAAGGACAACAGCAUCUGCUAGGAAGUUUGCUGGCCCACACACAGCACCACUAUGUUCGCAAAGUUGAAGAAGCUAGUGGGGGUUCCCGAACCGCCGACUACGUACGCCGCUCCUCAGCCUGCUGUAGCUGCUCCACCUGCAAAGCCUCCUGAGAAGCAGGCAGACACAACGCAGCCAAGGCCGGAGGAGAAAAGGAAAGAGGAACCAAAAAAAGACGACGAGAACAAAAAGGAGUCAGAAAAGACACAGGACGAACCGAAGAAGGAAGAGCCGAAGCCAGCACCUGCUGCUCCUGCUGCUCCAGCUGCUCCUGCUGCUCCAGCUGCUCCAGCAGCUCCAGCUGCUCCAGCUGCUCCUGCUGCUCCUGCUGCUCCUGCUGCUCCUGCUGCACCUGCUGCUCCUGCUGCUCCUGCUGCUCCUGCCAAUCCAGAGGGAGAUGGCGGUGAGGAGAACGCGCCACCGCCUUCUCCACCUCCUGUUGUCUACUUCCGAAACACCGAUGACGCCCUCAGAGAGCUGGUGAAGAGCAUAAGGGAGAGAACAGAGCUGCUCAAGGAGAAAGUCAUCGAUCCCUACGCCACCUCUCCAGAAAUCAGCCCACCCGUCACGCCCAUCCUGAGGAAGGACGACUACCACAGGCUGAAGGAAGAGGAACGCAUUGCCAAAGAGGAAGCGGAAAAGAAGAAAGCAGAGGAGGCGGCCAAAAAGGCAGAGGAGAAGAAGAAGAAAGACGAGGAAAAAAGGUUAGAAGCGGAGAAGAAAGCAGAGGAGGAGAGGCUGGCAGAAGAGGCCCGGAAGAAAGCCAAGCUGCUCCCGGAUAUCAAAUUCACUUUCUUGGACGUCCUCUUACAACCCGUAGAGGAGAAGCUGGAUGUCAUGCUGGGAUGCACCAUCGACCCUUUCACUGAUCGCCGUUACAUCGCUUGGUUGGCCGUGGUGGCGGUGGCUUACAACUACAACAUCUGGUUCUGCUCGGCCCGCUUGGCCUUUCCAUACCAUAACGAAAGCGCCAACCGCUACUGGGUCUUUCUUGACGUUCUGAGUGACCUGGUGACUGCUGUCGACAUCGUGGUGUGGCAGCCACGACUGCAGUUUGUUCGAGCGGGAGAUAUUGUCACUGACAGAGUCAUGACUAAGGAACAUUAUAGGAAAUCCACUCGCUUUAAGACGGACAUCAUCAGCAUUUUCCCCUUUGACCUGCUCUGCCUGCACUUUGAAUUCUCUUCCAUCUACAGACUCAACCGCUUCAUCAGGAUUGAGUCUUUCUUCGAAUUCAGCGACCGGCUUGAGAGCAUCAUGGCCAAAGCUUACAUCUGGAGAGUGGCUCGCACCACAGGCUACCUGCUCUACAGCCUCCAUAUCAACGCCUGCGCGUUCUAUCUCGCCUCCGUCCACCAGGGCCUUGGCAGCACCACGUGGGUCUACAGUGGAGAAGGGACGGCGUACAUACGCUGUUACUACUUUGCAGUGCGCAGCCUGAUCAACAUCGGCGGUCUACCGGAGCCUGUAACCACCUUUGAAAUCACCUUCCAGUUGGUCAACUUCUUCAUCGGAGUCUUUGUCUUCUCCAGCCUCAUCGGCCAGAUGAGAGACGUCAUCGGAGCGGCAACAGCGGGUCAGACGUACUUUCGAGCGUCCAUGGAUGGCUGCGUGGCUUACAUGAACACCUACACCAUACCCAGAUACAUCCAGAAUAGAAUCCGGACCUGGUACAACUACACCUGGGCUGCUCAGGGAAUGCUGGAUGAGUCGGAGCUGCUGGAUAAGAUGCCUUUGGUGAUGAGAACCGCCAUCGCCGUUGACAUCAACCUGGCCACGUUCCAGAAGAUUGCUUUGUUUCAGGGGUGUGACCAGCAGAUGUUGGUGGAUAUGCUACUGAGGCUCAAAUCCAUUGUUUACCUUCCGGGGGAUUUUGUGGUCAAGAAAGGCGACAUCGGCAAAGAGAUGUACAUCAUCAAGAGUGGAGCCGUGCAGGUGGUGGGAGGACCUGACAACAGUAUCGUCUUUGUCACACUGAAGGCCGGCGCUGUGUUUGGAGAAAUCAGUCUGCUGCAGUCUGCAAAAGAUGGAGGGAACAGACGGACAGCAAACGUCAAAGCCUACGGCUUCGCUAAUCUCUUUGUUUUGGAAAAGAAGGAUUUGUUCGACAUCCUGGUCCACUACCCCGAGUCUCAGAAGGUGCUGGCCAGGAAGGGAAAGAAACUGACCAAGGCCAAAGCUCCUGCUGGCAAAAAUCCAGCUGGCAAAGAUGAGGACAAGCCAAAAGGUCUCGCUCUCUUUGGACAAAAACCGCAAACACCAAAGCUGCUCCGAGCAUUUGCCAGUUUGCGCCCGAUCAAGAACAUACUGGAGAAACAAUGAGCUACCCAACAUGUGCACAACCUUCUUCACCCUCACAAUCAGCCAUGUCAUUUCUCUCUGGUAAUACGCCCCCUUUCUCCUCUUCUUUUGUCUGAGGAUAUCGGGGAGGGACGGCGCUAAGGCACCAGAGCAGAUGUGUGUGUGUGUGUGUAUACAGCAUAUAAAUACACACAUACAGUAUAAUGCUAUACAGACAAUGUACAGAUAGAAAUACUGUAGGAUGCUGCAGAUAUUUCACUGCUGCUUUAUUUUCUCGUGUUUAAUUGUGCAUCUUCCAGUAGAUGAUCUGUCUGUCCUCUCCACCCGUGACCACCGUGCCACACAGCUCAUUCAUCCAGAUGGCCGUGACUGCACCUACACACAAACACACACGUGUUAGACUAGUCGCUCUUUUGGCAGCUUGUCAGGCGUGUCAAGUACCUGAAUGUGCCGACAUCCUGGAGGUGAUGGCGUUACUCAUUAAGUCCCACAGCAGGAGGUCACCUGACUGCCCCCCACACAACACAGAGUUGCCAUCCCAGCAGAAACACCUGAGACACACGCGCGCGCGCACACACACACACGCGCACACACACACAGAUUCAAAGUGUUAGACAUGUUAGAUCAGGGGUGUCCAAAGUGGUACGUUCUACAACUACUGCAUCAUUUACCAACAACCCCCCCAGCAAAAAUGGAAAAAUGAGCAGUACUUUUACAAGAAUAAAGUCAAAAUAUCAAGAGAAAAAAAGUUGUAAUCUCAUGAGAAAAAGCCAUAAUUUUACAAGAAUAAUAUUAUGAGGAAAAAUAACGCCAUUUUCAUAAGCAUAAAGUUGAAAUGUUAAAGAAAAAAAGACAUUUUCAAGUUGUCAUUUUUGGAAACUUCAGUUAUGAGAAUAAAGUCAUAAUAUUACAGGAAAAAUAUUUACAAGAAUAUAGUUGACAUUUUGAAAAUGUACAAAACCAGCAGAAAUAGAAAAGAUGUCAUUUUAUGAGAAUAAAGUCAAAAUACUAGGUUGUGUUCUAAAGAGAAAAAAGCAUCGAUUUUUUUAAGAUUAAACUCGCAAUACGAGGAAAAAUGUCAUUUUAAUAGCACAGAGUUGAAAUAUUAAAGAAAAAAUGCUUUCUUUUUUAAAAGUUGUGAUUUUUGCAAAACUAGGUUGGGGGAAAAAGUUAUAUCACGGGAAUACUGCUGGCUAGCACUGUAUUCAGUCACUACGUAGCUAGCCCCCGCCUCCACGUACAGUGACAAAGACGCUGAAUAGUUGACAGGAGGCUCACUCUUGCCCUUCAUGUGACUAUACAACCAAUGCGCUCAGACACAAGCAGAGUGAACCCUCGGGUCAUCCGGCCUGCGUGCUCCAGCAAGACGAGGAAGUGGAGCAGGCAUACGUACGUCGCACAUGUCAAUUUAGCGUUUUACCGAUUAUCGUGACAGGCCUACACGUGUUACCUCAGCUCCUCCUCGACUUUGACAGAUGAGAUGACCAUUCCCGUCUGCACGUCAGUAACUUUCAUGCAGGAGUCGGUGCCGAUGCUGAGGACAUGGAGACCAUCUAAAAGCCACAAAGAGCUUCAAACAAAACUGCCCCGUUAAGUAAUAAAGUUAGAAGUGCGGAGUCCAUUUAGAACCCCCAAUGUUCACUAUUGUUUACCACAAAAAACUCUAGCAAGCUUUGAUGCCGGCAUAUUUGCAAAUCCAAGGAUUUUUGCCACUAAAAGUGAUUAUUAGUGCAUUUCAUCUUCGAGUGAGUGGAAUGAUGGGUCAACGCUCACCGGGACUGAAGGCCAAGCGGUGCACGGUGCCCGUGUGGCAGUCCACCUGCUGCAGCGUUCCGUAGGUGCUCGUGUCCCAGAUGGUGACGGCCCCGUCCUUGCAUCCCGACACCAGCAAACACCCCGAAGGACUCAGUCCGGCAGCGUUCACCUGAAAUGGUGCGGUAUUAUUACGCCAGCAGAUUAUCGGGUACACCUGCCAAAACCUUCCACCCCGCGCUUGGAAAGGAGUGUUUGUUGUGGGCGUGGCCUCUCGUACUGACGUAAAUAAGAAAUGAAGUCAUUCAAUCAAUGUCAUUUUUACAAAGGUGAAAUAUGUCAUUUAAAAUGGACAGAACAUAAAUAAUACAUUCUUUCAAUAUAAUAAUUGAAUUUUAUAAUUGAAAAUAAAUGAAACCAUAUUAAGGUAACGCAUGCAUCAUGUAAAUAUUAGAUUUUGCUCUGUCUGUGAUGCGCUGCACUUCUCAAUAAAGAUAAAAAAUGAUUAGAAAAGCACUCGGAGAACGCAGACCUGCGCCAAGUGCCUUGGUUCCCCCCCAUAUUGUGUUUCACACCAAAAUGAUCAUUUUUUGGAUCAGUCUGAUAUUUUGUAGAACCUGUUAGAAACCUGUAUUUUUGUGCUCUGAUUCGUCUUGGUAGCGUUAUAUGCACAAAUGCCGAAAAUGGUCCUACCUCGCAAUGUGAAAGAAUCCUUUCAAAAAAGUGUGGAUCCAGAUCGUGAUCCGCAUCACCCCCAAAAUUUAAUCAGCUCUUCCGUAUCCCAUUUCCGACAGUUCCUGAACAUUUCUUCUGCACCACACAGACUAUUAAAUAAAUGGGUACGUGCCAAACGAUACUAUUUUAUACUCAUUUAUAACCCACAAGGUAUGCUGGGUAACUUCCUGUUGGGGACGUGUGCACACGGGCUUCCCAGCAUGCCUUUAUGGACAGUGGCAUGCGAGUACGGGUGGAAACAUCACUGCAUAUCAAGAAGUCUGCUCUGCUCCGGUGGUGGACGUUUGGAGAAAGAUCGUGUUCCGACUCACCCCAGAAUCAUGUUCCAGUUCCGCCAGCAGCUCAAAGUGAGAUCUCUUGUGAGCGCACAAAGCACGGGGAUCGCACUGCCACACCUGCGCGGGAAACAAAAACACACUCAAACACCAUCUGACCAAUCAAGGAGGGAAGCUCCCGUUCUUCUCCACCUUGACGGUGGAAUCCCAGGACGCCGUGUAGAGCUUGUUGUUGGACCAGCACACUUCGCUGACAGCGUCGUCGUGACCCAUCAGCGUGUCCUGACGCCUCCCGUACGGGAUGGAGUAGAAAUAACUGCAGGGGAAGACAACCAAGGGUCAGCGGGAGAUUUCCAGUGCGCAUCAAGUGCUUUACGUACGUACACGUUAUUGUCCCACGACGAACACGCCACAAUUUCACCGUCUGCCAGCAUCAAGCACGAUGACAAGGCCUGAAAGAUAUCAUGACAUCAAAAGCCUGUAUCGGUUGAUAUCAGUAAGAAAGCCAACAUCGAUCUAUGUACUGGAAUACAUUUCAUUCCAGUCAUCUUCCUACCAUGUUAGAGAAAGAUACACUCCUCUGAAAGUCCUUCAGUUCUUUGGAGAACAUCUUCAGCGUUGAGUCUGAAACAGUAUCGGGUAUAAAAAAAAAUGUUUAAAAAUUAACGGGGAGACUAAAAAGCAACAAAGAUUGUUUUUAUACCUUGGGAUGUGGUGAAAAUAGAAGCUCCAUCUCGAGUCACAGCGAUGGCCGUCACUGCCCUGUCAUUCAUGCAAUGUUAUGUGCAAUCCAUACCCAUGUGCAAUAUACAGCAUGUGCUUUCUGUACAUCAUGUUACGUGCA
Messenger RNA from Dunckerocampus dactyliophorus (ringed pipefish), 6253 nucleotides. RefSeq names its product cyclic nucleotide gated channel subunit beta 3, tandem duplicate 1 (gene cngb3.1). Gene Ontology annotation, biological process: monoatomic cation transmembrane transport. Bases 359 to 2668 code for a protein of 769 amino acids. NCBI's taxonomy places the organism in Eukaryota, Metazoa, Chordata, Actinopteri, Syngnathiformes, Syngnathidae. Gene Ontology annotation, molecular function: intracellularly cAMP-activated cation channel activity; cGMP binding; protein-containing complex binding. Gene Ontology annotation, cellular component: photoreceptor outer segment; plasma membrane; intracellular cyclic nucleotide activated cation channel complex. The record is from RefSeq and is a predicted model, not a curated record. The transcript has 18 exons.